AUGCUGUCCAAGUCCUUCAUCGCUGCUGCUCUCGCCCUCGCCGUUUCGGCGCAAACGUCUACCGACUGCAACUGCCCCGCCGAUGCCGCCGUCGGCAAAAAGGGCAUCAACUGCGACUUCACCAAGGGAGCCUGCGACGCCUUUGACCACAUCGCCGGCAAGGCCGUCACUUACGGCCCGCGCGGCGCCGUGAGCGCCGUGGAUGGCUCGUUCCAGGCGCCGACGCUCGUCUCCAAGGCGGCGCUCUUCUUCGGCCGCGUCGACGUCGAGAUGCAGGCAGCGCCCGGCAGGGGCAUCGUGACCAGCCUCGUGCUGCUGUCCGACGACCUCGACGAGAUCGACCUCGAGGCGCUCGGCUUUGACAACGCAAACAUCCAGUCCAACACGUUUUCGCGCGGCGACAAGGACAAGCACGACCUGCUCGGGCUGCUCCCCGUCGCCGACCUCACCGGCGCUAGCCACCGCUACACGGUGGACUGGACGACGGAGCGCAUCGAGUUCUACGUCGACGGCGCGCUCAAGCGCACCCUUAAGCGCGCUGACAUCCCCGACCGCUACCCCGAGAGCCCCAUGCGCGUCCGCUUCGGCGCCUGGGUCGCCGGCGGCGACGGCAACCAGCCCGGCACCAUCGAUUGGGCCGGCGGCCGGCCCGACUUCUCCAAGGGCCCGGCCGCGUCGUACUUUAAGAGUGUCACCGUGGUCGACUACGCCGGCGGCAGCUCCGCCACCGACAAGGACGUCAAGGAGUACUCGUACGGCGACCGCACCGGCAGCUCCAAGAGCAUCCGCGUCCAUCUCGCCGAUGGCAGCACCCCCAGCGGCGACAGCCCAUCCGCGACGACCAAGUCGAGCUCGAGCGAGUCGUCCGUCACUGGCACCACGUCUGCCAAGAAAGCGGCUUCUACCACGGAGAGCACCUCGACGACGAGCGAGCACGCGAGCAACUCGACCAUCACCACCAAGACGGCCACCUCCAGCACCGCCAAGCAUACCCCUACUGGCUCGAGCCCGGCUACCACGCCGAGCCUCGGCGCGGCUGUUGGUCUGAGCAUUGGUGCGGGUGUCGCUGCCGUGGCCGCCUUUUUGGCACUCUAA
This is a messenger RNA of Cordyceps militaris CM01, 1095 nucleotides long. Its product is annotated as Concanavalin A-like lectin/glucanase. Gene Ontology annotation, biological process: carbohydrate metabolic process; fungal-type cell wall organization. NCBI's taxonomy places the organism in Eukaryota, Fungi, Ascomycota, Sordariomycetes, Hypocreales, Cordycipitaceae. The record is from RefSeq and is a predicted model, not a curated record. Gene Ontology annotation, cellular component: fungal-type cell wall. Bases 1 to 1095 code for a protein of 364 amino acids. Gene Ontology annotation, molecular function: hydrolase activity, hydrolyzing O-glycosyl compounds; glycosyltransferase activity. The transcript has 2 exons.